CUGGCUCUGCCGGUUGGGGCUGUGGGGCUGCUGCUGUGGCGAGGGAGCCGCCGAGCUCUCCUUGGACAGGGCGCUGGUUUUGUUAUGUCUCUAGGGGCUUGUGUACGCUUCAGCCGGGACCGUGUUUUGCAACAUUGGCAAGCGAUUGGGCGCAGCUGUCUCCUUUCGCACCAAGUCGCCGCCGCCGCCGCUUGUUAGAGGGGGCGCUUGCUGUUGCCAUUGUCCUGGCGGAGUCUCAAUCGCAACUUUCUGCUGAAGAAGAAACCCGCAAGAACUAGGGGAACAGGGUCCGGCUGCGCUUUGCAGAGGCCGAGGAGAGAUGGAUUGGUUGUCAUUUCGGUGGCUCAGGAUGGAGCUGAGGUCUGAGAUGCCCAGUGUGCCCUCGGCGCCCACUUCGGUGCCGCCCAGCUCGGUGGCGGCGGCCGCGGCCGCAGCAGCGGCCAGCCUGCCGGUGAGCGUGGCCGGGAGCCUCCUGCGGGCGCCGCCGCUGCUCCUGCGCGCGGCCGAGAAGUACCCUCGCACGCCCAAGUGCGCCCGCUGCCGCAACCACGGCGUGGUGUCGGCGCUCAAGGGCCACAAGCGCUAUUGCCGCUGGAAGGACUGCCUGUGCGCCAAGUGCACGCUCAUCGCCGAGCGCCAGCGCGUCAUGGCCGCCCAGGUGGCGCUGCGCCGGCAGCAGGCGCAGGAGGAGAACGAGGCCCGCGAGCUGCAGCUGCUCUACGGCACCGCCGAGGGGCUGGCCCUGGCCGCCGCCAACGGCAUCAUCCCACCGCGGCCCGCCUACGAGGUCUUCGGCUCGGUGUGCAGCGCAGACGGAGGCACGGGGGGUUCAGAAGUCAAGCUGCAGAAGUUCGACCUGUUCCCCAAGACGCUGCUGACCACCCGGGCCGCCACCCCGCAGCAGGCCAAGCCGUUGUCUCCGGACGGCACGGACGGCGCACCGGGCACCUCGUCUCCGGAGGCGGCCCGCCACGGCUGCGGCUCGGGCUCGGAGAACGGCGACGGCGAGUCCUCGCUCAGCUCGCCCGUUUCGAAGGGCGCCAAGGACGGCUGCGCGGCCGAGGAGGAGAGCCCCGGCUCCAUCAGCCCGCUGGGCUCCGACUCAGGCUGCUCUGAGGCGGAGCGCGAAGAAGCAGGAGCCCCUUCGCCCGGGCUGGCGGCGGCGGUAGCGGCGGCCGGAGGCAGCCGGCAGCAGCGGACGCCCUUGGACAUCCUGACGCGCGUCUUUCCCGCCCACAAGCGCAGCGUGCUGGAGCUGGUCUUGGCCGGCUGCGGCGGGGACGUGGUGCAGGCCAUCGAGCAGAUUCUCAACAACCAUCACCAUCACCACCGCGGGGCGGGCAGCCCCGGCCAAGGCCUCGCCGUCGCAGCAGCCGCCGCUUCAGGACUGAGCACGGCGGGGCCCGAAAAGGCGAGCGACGAGAGCUGGGUUCGGGCUGCCGGGGACACGACUACAGGGCCUCUGGGUGGCCUGCAGCCUUCGCCCGCCGGCGCCGCCGCUCACCACCGCCCCCUGCUGGCCGGCGCCAUGACCCCCGCCAUCGGCGCGCUGGGCAGCCGCUCGGCCUUCUCGCCCCUGCAGCCCAACGCCACCCACUUCGGCGCGGCGGCGGCGGCCGAGGCCAGCGCGUACCCUCUGGGCACGCACCUGGGGCUGAGCCCGCUGCGGCUGGCCUACUCGGCGGCGGCGGCGCACAGCCGGGGGUUGGCCUUCAUGACGCCUUACUCUACAGCCGGGCUCAUGCCCACGCUGGGCUUCCGGCCGCCCAUGGAGUACGCCUUCAGCGACCUCAUGAGGGACAGAUCCGCCGCCGCCGCCGCUGCAGCCGCUGCUGCUGCCGCCGCCGCCAGUGCGCACAAGGAGCAGGCCUACCCCAACGGGCUCUACGGGCCCUUAGUCAACAGUGCCCCAGAGAAGCAGUAGGACAGGCCCAGGACAGGGCCGCGCAUCCCACACGAACCCCGGGCCUGCUUAUUAUACUGUACACGUGUAUAUAUAUACAUGCAU
Messenger RNA from Lacerta agilis (Sand lizard), 2008 nucleotides. RefSeq names its product DMRT like family A2 (gene DMRTA2). Gene Ontology annotation, molecular function: DNA-binding transcription factor activity, RNA polymerase II-specific; RNA polymerase II cis-regulatory region sequence-specific DNA binding; protein binding. The transcript is spliced from 3 exons. The record is from RefSeq and is a predicted model, not a curated record. NCBI's taxonomy places the organism in Eukaryota, Metazoa, Chordata, Lepidosauria, Squamata, Lacertidae. Gene Ontology annotation, biological process: regulation of transcription by RNA polymerase II; sex differentiation; germ cell development. Gene Ontology annotation, cellular component: nucleus. The coding region runs from base 320 to 1924 and encodes 534 amino acids.